Messenger RNA from Onthophagus taurus, 1571 nucleotides. It is a transcript of the gene exex, whose product is annotated as motor neuron and pancreas homeobox extra-extra. The record is from RefSeq and is a predicted model, not a curated record. Gene Ontology annotation, biological process: regulation of DNA-templated transcription; central nervous system development; spinal cord motor neuron cell fate specification. Gene Ontology annotation, cellular component: nucleus. Gene Ontology annotation, molecular function: sequence-specific double-stranded DNA binding; DNA-binding transcription factor activity, RNA polymerase II-specific. Lineage: Eukaryota; Metazoa; Arthropoda; Insecta; Coleoptera; Scarabaeidae.
UAUUAUUAGGAUAAUACUUUUCAAAUCGUUUAGUCUAUCAACACCUACAGUAAACGUAACAACUGGUCAUACAGAUUCUCUUAAUAAUAUUUCGUUUAUAUAUCAAUUAGUUCAAUUACUAUAAAGACUUUACAUUAAAAAAAAAAAAUAAUAGUUAUUAUAAGCGCGCAAAAUUUAAAAUUUACAAAUAUAUAUAUAUAAAAACAUAUAUAUAUAUAUACACAUAAAGUGUUUGUUUGAUGUUGUGAUGACACAUUAUUUGGAAGAAACAUCUCACCACAUGGUUUUAAAUCACGAGUAUCAGCCGAAACCGCUCAAUAUGGAUACUAAGAUUCAAGAUCAAAAUAAAGGGUCCUUUUGUAUAGAUGCUUUAUUAUCGAGAGAAGACCGUCCAACAUCUCCGGAUACGUCUCGGAGUAUUUCGCCGACGUCUACCAGAAGUACCAGUCCGCCGAUUUCGCCAGGUAGCGAAGAAAUUCCGCCGAAUCCGUUUGUCCCAAGACCCGGUCUUCUCAAUCAAAUCUAUCCGAAUAGUGGAGCGUUUUAUGGAUACCCACAAAGUCAAGGAUCUGCGUUUCAUAGUAUCGACGGAAGUAUGGUACAAAAAGUCCAAUUACCGGUUGGUCAUCACAAUCAUAAUCAACUUCAACAAAUGCAACUUGAAUGGUUAGCGAGAACGACCGGGAUGUUUUACCCAAGAUUACCAGAUUUAACAGGGUGCGGACCGGGUCAUGCUCUUUUGGGAAAAACUAGACGACCCAGAACGGCGUUUACAUCUCAACAACUGUUGGAACUUGAAAAACAAUUUAGACAGAAUAAAUAUUUAUCAAGACCGAAGAGGUUUGAAGUUGCAACAAGCUUAAUGUUGACAGAAACUCAGGUUAAAAUAUGGUUCCAAAAUCGACGGAUGAAAUGGAAACGUAGCAAAAAGGCUCAACAGGAAGCGAAAAGCUCCAAAGAUUCCGAUUUGAACUCAAAAUGCCAAUCGCCAUCGUCCAGUUCGAAUCAACAGCAAUCCACAAAAUCGAGUCCAAGUCAAGAUUCGCCAAAUUCAGCUCAAAGUCAUUCGUUGGAGAAUCAAAAUAGCGUUCGGAAAAUUCCAGAUGCUGAACCUUUAUAUAGGCCGUACGUGGUAUAAAUGUAAUUUGUAGCUCAAUAAAUUAUUUCCGAAAUUAUGAAAUAAACGUAUAGUGUAUAAAUCAUGUAUGUCUAAUAUGAUUGAUUGAAAAAAUUAAGUGUGUACAUAUUAAUUAAUAGAUAAGGGGUAGUUGUUGAGAGGAAAAUUAAAAAAUAAAUUAACGAAGAAGAAGGUUAUAAUCGUUUCGUUAUAGAAAUGUUAACCCUACUUCUUUUUUCUUUUAAUUAUAUUUAUACAUAACUUGUCUUCAAAAGUAUUCUCGAUCUCUUGUAAUUUAUUAAUUUAUUUUUUUAUUAUAUUUUUAUAUUGUAUGUACAUUUUAUUCAGUUUGAAAUAGGUCCUAAUAAGCGACGUGUUUGUACAUAAUUUAAAGUUCCUAAACGAAUAACGCUGUAAGAUAUAAUUGUAAGUUUUAAAACUGAAAUAAAUAAUU